This is a messenger RNA of Rhodotorula graminis WP1, 3089 nucleotides long. RefSeq lists its product as uncharacterized. Lineage: Eukaryota; Fungi; Basidiomycota; Microbotryomycetes; Sporidiobolales; Sporidiobolaceae. The record is from RefSeq and is a predicted model, not a curated record. The transcript is spliced from 10 exons. Gene Ontology annotation, molecular function: protein binding. The coding region runs from base 1 to 2895 and encodes 964 amino acids.
AUGUCGAUCACGCAGACUCACCACUUUGCCCCGCCCCGCCCUCCCUCGCCGACCUUGUUCCUGCGCACGCCGCACUCGUUGCCGACGUCGCCCUCGACCUCGACCUCCCUCGCUCGCAAAUCCGACGCCGACCCGGACUCGCUCGUCGACCACCUCGUCGCUGCGCUCCUCCCCGACCGACCGCACCUCCUUCUUGCCCGACGCCGCACGCACUCUUGCUCGUACUCGCCUGCGCCGACGCCGACGCCGCCUAAAACCGCCUCUCUCGACCACCGACGACGACCCGCCGCACGCUCGCCCUCGCCCUCGCCCGCUCCCCCGACCGGCACGACGACGCCAACGACAGCCACCGACGGUCCCUCGCUCGUGAGCGACACCACCCCCGCGCCCUCUGCGCCCUCGACGCCCUUCCUCGCCACCUCCACCUCCUCCUCGUCGCGCCCCACCCCUUCCUCCUCCGCCAACGCGGCGACCUCGCCCGCCGCCGCAGCACCGUCCUCGGCCUUUGCCGCCGCCUCGACGAGCGGCACGGUCCACCCGCUCACGCUGCACGCCAUCGCGCGACGCGGCUCGGAGCGCGACGCCGUCAGGGUCGUCGAGGAGCGGCGCGAGACGGAGCGCAGGCGCGACGAGGGCGCGGGGGCGCGGGUGGGAGUGGCGGUGGGCGAGGGGAGCGGGAGCGGGAGCAGGGCGUGGACGGCGCGCGUCAUGGAGGAGGCGGCGGGAGGAGGAGCGUGGAGCGAGAGCCCGCCGCAGCUGAGCGACCGCGAGGACGGGCCGGCCUCGAGCCACCGCGCCGGCGCCGGCGCCGGUCUCGGCCGCCCGCCACCCACCUCGACCACCACGCGCCCCGGCGGCGCCGCGCAGCAGCAGCAGCAGCCGCCGCCGCUCCACGCGCGCGGCAUCUCGAGCGCGUCGUCGGCGCUCAGCUCUGACACGGCCGCCUCGGGCUCGGGCCGGCGCAAGAAGGCCGGCGGCGGCGGUGGGGCGUUCAGGAGGCUGUUCUCGUCGCGCGGCGGCGCGAGGGGCGGCGCGAGCGAGGUUGAGCCGGUGCGUGAGCAGGAGCGGGCGCAGGAGCGGGAGCGGGAGCAGGGUGCGCUGUCCAGGGCGAGCCCGCGCGACGAGGAGCACGGCGGGCGCACGCCGCAGAGCGGCGGGGGCGCGAGCGGCGGGGCGAGCUUGCACAGCGGGAACGCGGGCGGGCCCGCUCGGCUUGAACUCGGCGGCGGCGGCGGCGAGGGCGUCAGGGAGACGGUCGUCGACAAGGGCGUCAAGAUCUCGAGGCCAAAGGUCAAGGCCAAGGGCAAGUCGCACAAGGAUUUUUCACACCUGUUCCUCGCGCAAGAGCUCGUCAUCUCGUCGCCGGGCUCGCCCUCGCCCUCGUCCCCCUCGUCCGACCCGCCCGUCGACCCGUCGUCGCCCCAGCCCGAGGACAACGCGUCGCAGAAAUCGCACGCCAAGAGCAACUCGGGCGCCGCAGGUGCGGCGGCGGACGAGGGCGCGGGCGCCAAGAAGCGCAGGGCGGUUUGGGCGAUCAAGUUCAGCGAGGACGGCAAGUACCUCGCUGUCGGCGGCAAGGACGGCGUCGUACGAGUCUGGGAGGUCCUCUCGACGCCCGAGGCCCGCGAGGCCGUCCUCGACCCUUCCUCGGUUCCCGACCGCGCCUUCUCGCCCUCGCCCGACUCGCCCUCGCCCUCAAGCGCACGCCCAGGUCCAACGCCCUCGAACGGCAAGUGCAAGAAGGCCAAGGAGGCGCCGUUCGCCAUGCCCGUCUUUGCGAGCAGGCCCGUGCACGAGUUCAAGGGUCACGAGGCCGACGUCCUCGACCUCAGCUGGAGCAAGAACAACUUUCUCCUGUCGUCCUCGAUGGACAAGACGGUGCGCCUGUGGCACGUGUCGCGCGACGAGUGCCUGUGCGCGUUCCAGCACCUCGACUUUGUGACGAGCAUCGCGUUCCACCCCAAGGACGACCGCUUCUUCCUGUCGGGCUCGCUCGACUGCAAGUUGCGCCUGUGGAACAUCCCCGAGAAGCGCGUGCACAUCUGGACCGAGCUCCCCGAGCUCAUCACGGCCGUCUCGUUCACUCGCGACGGCAAGCUCGCCAUCGCCGGGUCCUUCGUCGGCGCCGUCAUGUUCUUCUUCGUCGAGACGUUCCAGUACCACUCGCAGGUGGCGGCCAAGACGUCGCGCAGCAAGAGCUCCAAGGGCAAGAAGGUGACGUCGCUCGCGCCGUUCCCGCUCCCGUCGAGCACGGGCGAGCGCCUCCUCGUCACGACCAACGACUCGCGCCUGCGCCUGUACCACACGGCCGACAAGAUUGUCGAGACGACGUACGCCGGGCACGAGAACGCGAGCUCGCAGAUCCGGGCGAGCUUCAGCGACGACGGGAGGUGGAUCGUCUCGGGCUCCGAGGACCGCAACGUCUACAUCUGGGACUCUGGGCUCGACCCUCGGCCCGACGGCGGGUACCACCUGCGCAAGCGCGGCAAGGAGAGCCCGCACGAGCACUUUCCGAUGCCCGCUCACAUCGUCACGGCCGCCGUCUUUGCGCCGACCUCGACCCGCACGCACCUCACCGCCGCGCGCGACCCCGUCUUUGCCGACGGCCACACGCACAUGGCGCCCCUGUCGCGCACCAUGAGCGGCGCGAGUCUCGGCCUCGUCGGCACCACGACGAGGAACACGACGUUCAGCGACGGCGGGCUCGGCGGCGCCGACGUGCUCGUGCCCGUCACGAGCCGGGACGGCAUGACGGCGCCGGCCGGAGGAGCGCUCGACGCCAUCCUCGUCGUCGCAGACGACGAGACGGGCGUCAUCUCGAUCUUCCGCAACUCGGAGCUCAUGCGCAAGCGGUCGUCGAUGUGGGGCCGCACCAAGACCGUCCCUGCGCGUUGAAGCUCUCUCCCCCCCGCCUCUGUAUACCCGCCCCUCGGUCGCUGUCCAUACCCUUAGUCGCCCUCGACCCUCCCCUGCGUCGUCGACCUCGGCGGCGGUCCUCACUUGUCCCUCGUCUAGCUUUGCCUUGUCCCUCUCCUCCCCGUGUAUCGACGAGUGUGCGCUCUGCAACGACGAUGCUUGCGCUUUGAGAG